UGACAACGCAACUGGUUGUGUAGAAUGUCCUUCCAAUGUGAUGAGAAGACAUGUCUCGACUAAAGGCUUGAUGUUCAAAAGCAAUGCGUCCAGUCGCUUUUAAAAUACCUCCUAAAGUAAAGAAAUAUUGGAAAAGGAAUAAAAACGACUCCAGAAAACAUGAAUGAGGAAACUAUUUUAAAACUAUCCGUAGUUCUACUCUGUUUCCUUUCUCUGUUGCUGCCGCUUGUGUUGUUUCUGGUUGUCUGGUUGAGAAGAAUACAAAGCCGUGUAGACAGCAUAUCAAACGAGUGGAGCGUUCUUUGCAAACUAGCACCCAGCGAUGAACCUUUAACACCAGCAACAGAGACUCAACACGAAAUUCCGAACGCUCUCUCCGAUUCUUUGGUAAUUUUCAACCAACAAGCGGAAGGUUCCGACGAAAAUAACACUUGGAAACAUAUCCCCAGAGGUUUUGUUUAUUCACAUGUCUACGACGAUGAAGAUAGACCCCGUCCGGAUGAGGAACAAUCUGCUUGUCAGUCUCAAGAGGAUGCCAGAGAAGUAGACGAUGAAUCAAAUAGCCAAGAACAAGUAAUUCCGGAUGCCUCGACCCCAGUGGCAUCAUACCUGCAAAUAGUGGAUGAAAAUCCUGCAAUUGUGGGAGUCUCUUUAAGUGAACGCCCCGCGACGGACGCGAAGCAAGACAGAAAAAUUAUCUUUGUAAGUGCUGGCAAUACGGACGACUUAAAUCUCCUUGCAGACUACGAUGACUGUCAGGUAAAUGAGAAUACUGUAAUAGAGAUGGGUACAGAGAAUGGAAACGAUAUUCCGCAAAACUCAGAGGCUACUGAAACGGGUGAACUGGAAUGUGUGGUUUUGAUUGAGGAUAGGAAACAAACAAAUGAAGUUUUAUUAGAACUAUCAAACGUAACGAGCCCCCCUGCUGAAGAAGUGCAGAAUGGAACCUCAACUCAAGGAGGGCAGGAGGAAGACGCAGAGAGGAGUGACAAAAAGGUCCUAACUAAAGAGGGUUGCAGAGAUGCCUCAGAAAAUUACUGCAAAGCACCAUCCACGUCUCUAGAGGGUGGUGUCGAGGUAAGCCCUCCAAUGGGCGAAAUUACAGAGAAAAGAGUCACGAGUGAAACUCGGCCUAAGCCGAAACCACGCCUCUCCAAGAAAAAGCACGGUAGAGUGAACUCCGCGGUAAAGGAGAAAACGUUUAAUUCUUCACCUCAUGUAAAGAAUCCCAAUGAAGCUGAAUCCCAUUGCAACAGACCUGGCCAGGAGGCAGACCGAUGGAACGUACCUGUGAUUCUUGACGUUUGUGAUUCACAACAACUCGCCCAACAACACAUCGCAUCUUCCCCUAAAACAGCAGUUAAGUCCAAGAAAAACACCAAUGAAAGAAACAAUGACCAAGUUGUUAAGGACGUGGGUCAUUCCAAAGGCAAGUCCAAGGUAAAUGAUGGGGAAAUUUCAAACUAUGAGUCAGUGGUUAUAGUGGAUUCAGUCAAUGAAGGCAAGAAAAUGCCCCCAUCGGCCAACACCCAAGAAGUGACGCGAAACAUUGAGUCAACUGGUGUCAUCUCUCAGCUACGAGGCUUUCUUACGAACAGAGCAAGCGAGACUCAGAACCCUGAAAAAAGGGCUAAAACUGCUGUGAGACACAGCUACCCUGCUAAGAAACAAGGAAAUAUUAAUGAAGACUAUAGAGGAAAAGGAAAGACGGCUAAACGGAUGUCCUUUCCGCAUAAUCCCGAGGAUCUAAACCGACAUGAGCAAGGCGUCGUGAAGCAUGACAGGACUGUGCUUAGUGUUGCUCAAGAAAAAACGGGAGCAGCUUCAAAGAGCAAUCAAAAUUGCAACAAGCCAGGUAUUAGUGAAGGUAACACCUCUGAAUAUGAAAUGGUAGUUACGUCAGUGGACGGUGGAAAAAAGGAACCCGUGACAGAUAAUGGUGACUCGUCAGAUAUAAUUUCCCAACUCCGAAGCAUUCUUCACAAAGGAAACACAGCUAGCGCCGAUAACCCUGAUCUAAGGCAUGAAAAUAAAUGCGGUGUUAAGAAUGAAGAACAUAAGCGCCAUGCGACAGCAGCAGGUCAAAAUAAUGAAAACACACCUGAGCAAGUUUACUCCAACCUCGAUGAAGAAGGCAACGAAAUUUACAGCGAAAUACCCUUAAGUGCGUCGGAAAAGAAAGCGGGAACUACCAACAAUGAUCACGAGGAAGUUCACAAUUUAUCAGAACAAGAACCAUUCUACGUCAACCUUCCGUUCCAACAAGGGUUAAUCAACUAUAACGAUGGCCCUGCCCUGAAACCUGAUGAGCAUGAACCUCCAAUCUACAUUAAUAGCGACAUUAUUGAUAUUUAAAUGGAAGUACGAAAGCAAUUGCUUUCAACGCCCUCUUGGCUAACCUCGUGUAACAGGACAGUCAGUAAAACGAUCCUUUAUUCUCUUCUCAUUGACUUUUCGGUCAGUGGUCGUCGUUAAAAAUAAUUCUAGGGUAAGAAUAUGGAGUUGGCCAUUUAACGUUCGUGUAACUUGGUAGAGAAAGUUACUGAAGAAUCGGGCAUUGUAAUGCAAGUUUUUCUAAACGUGCAGGGCCGUAGCCAGACUUCAGAACAAGACAAGGCAAGUUUCGAGCGCCCAAGGCGCGAGCCGCUGGGGGGAAGGGGGAUGGGGGCAUGCCCCCCCCCGAAAAUUUUGAAAUCUAGAGACUCAGAAAUGCUCUGUUAAGCAUUUUCCGUGGCAUUUUUCUUCAGAAAAGUCAAUCUUGGGCCAAAAUCAAGACGAGGCAAUUGCCUCGUCUUACCUCAUGCUGGCUACGGCCCAGAUAUGUCGAGUGAUCUAAAGAACCAACAGACCAAAAUUCUGGUUUGGAAAAGCGAACGAAUGUCAAAGGUAGAAGGCAAGAGUAUUGCCUUCUGCCUUUGACGCACUUUGACUAGAUUAACUUAAAAAGCAAAUCUUAGUUGUAUAAGAAGUGGUCACAAAGAGUCAGACAAAGCUAAAGAGGACAUAACUCACCCUAAAUGGGACUUACUAAUGAUUUCGAGCCCUCAUCAGUAAAGAAUAUAGUUGUUUAAUCUCUGGUCGCAUUUUAACUCUUUGUAGGGCUUAAGUUUUUCAAAGAGUAACGAUAAGCUUUAGUAAGCAAGAUAUGCGUACGUAAAGCUCUUCCAAUAGAACUUUACUACACCUAAACUUAAGCGUUUUUCUUCCUUAAAAUCAUUAUGCUGCGCAAUCUUUUGCAUUGCUGUUGGAAAAAUGGUUUGAGUGAAUCAGUGAGCCAUAAAAAACCUUUAAAACUUUCUUGCUAUAUAAAUUAUUUAUCACGUCUAAAUAAAGACGUGUAUUGAUGUCUUGCAUUGAACAAUAGCUUAAAAUUACCCUAAUUACUUGUCUGUUUUGCAAUUAUAAUGCUUGUAACGCUUUGGCUACCCAAAGGCAAACAAUUUUGCGGUCCAAACGGAUUCGUUGCUAGGAGUUAACUAGUAAGUAGGUUUUUCAGAGAGAAAGUAUUUCAGCACGCUUCAAAAUCUUUCGUCAUCUGAGAUGAUGCGUGAAAAUUUGAUGAAAAACUAAUGAAAUUUUACGAUGCGCUUUUGUAGUUGUUGAUCCUACAAUCGAGGCACUGAAGCAGUUCCGUUAAGUGACAGCCUUAAGUUAUACCACUAAUAUCACACUGUUUAUAUAGUUAUAGCUAGCGUUUAGCCUUUUAUAUAGAACUCAAAUCGAAGUGUUUCUACCCACACAGCGACCUUAUUAUUGGGAAUGUUUAAUUUGACUGUUAAAAAUGAAGCUCACACUGUGGAAGCUCAUCUCCGCCUGCUCUUUCAGUUUUUAAGUUUAAUACAUACAGCUGCAGUUUAGUUCAUAAACUAAUUACCGUGUUAGCUGGAUUCUAUUUGAAAAGGAUGUAGGUAUAAAUCUAAUUUCUCUCGGCUUUAUUUGUGUGGAAUGGCCUCAUGCAAUCGAAAGCGAUGAAGGAGCGUUACGCUUUCGUAAUUACGUAGCGAUUGCCAACUGCGGAUGAACCAUGAAUAGUAAAUCAACCUUAAAUUAACAUAAUCAGAGCGAUUGUUUGCAUUUUCCUUUUUCCGUUUUCAGACCGUCAAAAACACCCAUGGACGUUCAAGAUCUAACGUACAUCGUUUUAGCAUUAUUAGGGUUGGUUUGCGUAUGCCAGGUUCUCCUGUGUAUCUUCGCAAUUUACCUCCAUGUACACCUCCAGAAAGUUCAUAACAAACUCGAAGAUAUUCGUCAGAUACAAAUCGAGUUUAACAACCGGCGUAACACGCUAGGAUCGCCGCACUUGAGAGAUAUGUUGCCUCUAAGAGCUGGUGCUAGGCCGACCGCUGGGGAAUCUAUUACUUUGCUACCACGGAAUCCACAUCCACCGAUACCGGAACACUUUAUAAACACGGAAGCACAGGCGGGAGAAAAAAAAUCAACUAAAGACGCUGAAAAUGAAAAGAAAAACCUUGACAGCAUUAACGAAGGUUUCGAAGCUGAAUGAACCCAGUGAAGAAAUGAUAAAUAUUUCGAUACUGAAAGAAAAACAUAGAAAAGCGUUCUUCGUUGUUUGAUAAAAUGCCGGAACCAAGAUCUGGAUUGUUUAAUCGUGAUUCGUUGCGGUUGGGGAGGUUGACUGCCAAGGCACCAGCUGGUAUCGUUCCUGCCGGCAACUUUCCUGGAGAAGCUGAUUAUCAUCGGUUGCAGAACUGAAAUGAUUCAUGGCUGUAAGAAAUACAGUCACAUGUCUUUGGAAGUAGUAGGUGUACACCCACAAGGAAAGGUUUUCGCUAAGAGGUCUUCAUCAGUAAAUAAGGCACAAUAUUUUGUCACCUGUUCAGAUCUAAUAACGUCAGUCGUUCGCCACUUUUCUUUAUCUGCAAAUGCGGAAGUGCUAAUUAUGAUGAAAUUUGGCUUAAUAUCUGCAAUAUCGUUACGGACAAGAUAUCAAUCGAACCAUUAAUUAAAUUCUUGCUUUAAGCUCUGGUGGGGGAACACGAGGUGCAGCUGGUGAGCCUCCUAAUGGAAAAAUGGAACUGCGACCUGCAGUAAAGAUUGCGUAGAUCAUCUUUGGACGACAGCUACACGACACUAUGAUUGGAGAAUGCUAACGUUUUUUUUUCUGCGUGCUGAUUAGAAAUUUUGGGCGACUGCAGAUGGCGAUAUAGCGGGUUAGAUCCCCUCAUUUAAGGAGUGGAAGGGGGGCCUUUGCCCCUAUAAUUUUUCAGAAAGGAACAUUCUUACUUGUACUUGUAUUUAAACUCAUAUACGUUGUGGUUAAAAAGUGACACAAUUAAUCCCAGCCACUGCUCUGCUCUUGUAGACACGUUACAAUCCAUCAAUGAUUACUGCUUGAGAUCUCCAGGGAAGAAUGGCAGCCUAAAGAUAAGUUGGAUUUGUAAGGACAAAUGAAAGGGAAAACGCUCGCGUUUCUACCGGUAACACUCUUCCUUAAUACCGUCAAAACACCCAGUCCAGAUAAUGAAUCACUCAAUUAACCUCAGACGAUCUCCUUCACCGCAACAUGGAAUUUCUGCCUCUACCUAUCUCAAUUAUGCUUAAUUUCAUUUGUAAAUAAAGACUACUGUUUUUCAUUA
Pocillopora damicornis (cauliflower coral) is the source of this 5597-nucleotide messenger RNA. RefSeq lists its product as uncharacterized. Lineage: Eukaryota; Metazoa; Cnidaria; Anthozoa; Scleractinia; Pocilloporidae. The record is from RefSeq and is a predicted model, not a curated record.